This is a messenger RNA of Pseudonaja textilis, 2307 nucleotides long. It is a transcript of the gene SIM1, whose product is annotated as SIM bHLH transcription factor 1. Gene Ontology annotation, molecular function: RNA polymerase II transcription regulatory region sequence-specific DNA binding; DNA-binding transcription factor activity, RNA polymerase II-specific; protein dimerization activity. Gene Ontology annotation, biological process: regulation of transcription by RNA polymerase II. Lineage: Eukaryota; Metazoa; Chordata; Lepidosauria; Squamata; Elapidae. The record is from RefSeq and is a predicted model, not a curated record.
AUGAAAGAGAAAUCCAAAAAUGCUGCCCGAACUAGGCGGGAGAAAGAAAACAGCGAAUUCUACGAACUGGCCAAGCUUCUGCCUUUGCCUUCAGCUAUCACCUCGCAACUGGACAAGGCCUCCAUCAUUCGCCUCACUACCAGCUACUUAAAAAUGAGGGUGGUCUUCCCGGAAGGACUCGGGGAGGCCUGGGGCCACACAAGUCGAACCAGCACUCUGGACAACGUCGGUCGCGAGUUGGGGUCUCACCUGCUUCAGACUUUGGACGGUUUCAUUUUCGUGGUAGCUCCUGAUGGCAAGAUCAUGUAUAUCUCGGAGACCGCCUCAGUGCACUUGGGUUUAUCGCAGGUAGAGCUGACCGGCAACAGCAUUUACGAAUACAUCCACCCGGCUGAUCACGACGAGAUGACCGCCGUCCUCACCGCCCAUCAGCCCUACCAUUCCCACUUCGUUCAGGAGUAUGAGAUCGAGCGCUCCUUUUUCCUCCGGAUGAAAUGCGUCUUGGCCAAGAGGAACGCGGGCCUCACCUGUGGAGGCUACAAGGUGAUUCAUUGCAGUGGUUACCUAAAGAUCCGCCAGUACAGCUUGGACAUGUCCCCUUUUGAUGGUUGCUACCAAAAUGUUGGACUGGUAGCAGUGGGUCACUCCUUACCCCCCAGUGCUGUGACGGAGAUUAAGCUGCACAGCAAUAUGUUUAUGUUUCGGGCCAGCCUAGAUAUGAAGCUCAUCUUCCUUGAUUCACGGGUAGCUGAGCUGACUGGUUAUGAACCUCAGGACUUGAUUGAGAAGACACUGUACCAUCAUGUCCACGGCUGUGACACUUUCCAUUUGCGCUGCGCUCACCACCUGCUGCUAGUGAAAGGGCAAGUCACCACUAAAUAUUACCGUUUCCUGGCCAAACAAGGUGGCUGGGUCUGGGUGCAGAGCUACGCCACCAUCGUUCACAACAGCCGGUCUUCCCGGCCCCAUUGCAUCGUCAGCGUCAACUAUGUGCUCACGGAUACAGAAUACAAAGGACUUCAACUCUCCCUCGAUCAGGUUUCGGCUACAAAACCAGCCUACUCAUAUGCAAACUCAAUUCCAACUAUAACUGACAACAGAAAAGGAAGCAAAUCACGUCUCUCUGGCACAAAGUCCAAAUCUAGGACAUCACCUUAUCCACAGUAUUCUGGGUUUCAUACAGAAAGAUCUGAAUCUGAUCAUGAAAGCCAGUGGGGUGGAAGUCCACUGACUGACACUGCAUCUCCACAAUUAAUGGAUCCCACUGAAAGACCAAACUCUCAGCAUCAUGAUGUUUCCUGUGCCUAUAGACAAUAUUCGGAUCGUGGUACCCUCUGCUAUGGUUUUGCAGUUGACCAUUCUAGGUUAGCUGAUGAUAGACACUUCCAUACUCAAGCCUGUGAAGGGGGCAGGUGUGAGGCUGGUCGGUACUUUCUUGGCACGCCACAGCCUGGAAGGGAAGCAUGGUGGGGUUCUCGAUCUGGCCUUCCACUAACCAAAUCUUCUCCUGAGAGCCGAGAAGCCUAUGAAAGCAACAUGCCACACAUAACAUCCAUUCACAGGAUUCAUGGAAGAGGGCACUGGGAUGAAGAAAGUGUGGUUAGUUCCCCAGAUCCUGGUUCGGCUAGUGAGUCAGGGGACCGAUACCACUCUGAGCAGUAUCAGGGCAGCCCACAUGAGCCCAGCAAAAUCGAAACUCUAAUUAGAGCAACUCAGCAAAUGAUUAAAGAAGAAGAGAAUAGGCUACAGCAGCGGAAAUCCACCCCUGAUCAGCUGGUUUCCAUGAACGGAGCUGGGAAAAAGCACACGGUUUGUUUUACAAACUACCAUCAGCAGCAACAGCUGAGAGAGGCCUGCCGAGUCCCCAGCAUCACCACUACACCUCCUUGUGAACACACACAGCAACAACGGGAUGGGAAACUGAUGAGCCCCCAGGAGAAUGACUAUGACAACAGCCCCACAACGCUAUCUAGAAUAAACAGCCCUGGGUCUGAUCGAAUGUCUAAAUCAGGCUUGCUCUUGGCUAAAGACUAUUUUCAUUCCGACGUGUCCCCCCAUCAGACUCCAGGGGACCAUCAGCCCACAAGCUCUCCCAAUUAUUAUACUUCCCAUAGGCAAUACUUUGAUAAGCAUGCCUACACCUUAACAGGAUUUGCUCUGGAGCACCUUUAUGACAGUGAAACGAUUAGGAACUAUUCUUUGGGUUGCAAUGGAUCACACUUUGAUGUGACUUCUCACCUACGGAUGCAGCAAGAUCCAGCCCAGGGACACAAGGGGACAUCUGUUAUAAUAACCAAUGGGAGCUGA